AACAUUAAGACCAUAUGCGACUGUCCGGAAAGUUGGCCGCACCUUGGAUGCAUCGUGUGGGCCACGCAUCCGCAUUCCGUUCGUGUUGAGAUCACGAACCACAAAACGAGCCGGGCUUCUACGUGGAACGGCUGCCCAGUGGUAGGCGCCAUGUUUCGUGGCCCCCUCCCGGAACGCAGGUGGUCUUUCCUGGUUGCAACAUUAUUAGUGGCCUGCGCCACAACUUCCAGCAGUGAAAAAAGCCUCUGCAACACCACACCCGACGAGUCGACCAUGCUGCAGGUAAUCAAACCAGUUGCCAGGACAGUCUUUGUCUGCGUAGACGAAGUCCUCCUGGCCUACAAAAUUCGUGGAGAAUUCGCGACCGCGGUGCUACAGUUAUUUUGUCAACAGUACUACAACUGCGUUGGAAAAUUCAUGGGAAAAAAAGCUACUAAGGAAGGCCGGAACGAGUCUCUUCACUGCAUGAUACAGUACGUGGAGCAGAACCUCCCACCUGACCUGCCUACCGGCGACCACGAGCCGCGAGCACUGGUGGCGCCGUUUAUGGCCUGCUUCAUGAGGCGCCUCGACCUCCCAUGGGAGAACGAGAAGAAAGCCAACGCAGUGAUCCACUGGUUCUACGAGAUCGUACGCCCCUGAAAGUUUCCGUGCAGGAAGGAUCGAUUAAUUAAAUGAAUUAAUUCCUUUCUGUAGAUACUGAGAAAGUGUGCAAAUGGGUCUUGCUGCUGCUGUCGAUUUAUUUUACAGUCUCAAUAAAAGGAUUAACAUUGU
This is a messenger RNA of Dermacentor albipictus, 774 nucleotides long. RefSeq names its product solute carrier family 22 member 7-like. Gene Ontology annotation, molecular function: transmembrane transporter activity. The record is from RefSeq and is a predicted model, not a curated record. Lineage: Eukaryota; Metazoa; Arthropoda; Arachnida; Ixodida; Ixodidae. Gene Ontology annotation, biological process: transmembrane transport. Gene Ontology annotation, cellular component: membrane.